AGGGCCAGCGCUGCCUCUUGCCGAGUGCUCGGUCCCCUCUAGCCUCGUCCCCAGAGAGGGAGAGGCCGGGGCCCUGCCAGCUGCCCGUGCCCCACCAUGCCUCUGCUGGAUGUUUUCUGGGCUUGCUUCAGGAAGGUGAAGUGCUUCCCGUUGCUACAAGUGAGGAAGAAUGCAGAAGCCGAGGCCAAAAAAGCAUGCGAAUGGCUUCGCGCCACAGGAUUUCCUCAGUAUGCUCAGCUUUUUGAAGAAGGUUCGUUUCCUCUGGAUAUUGGCUCUGUGAAGAAGGACCACGGUUUUCUGGACGAGGACUCUUUGGGGGCCCUGUGCAGGAGGCUGAUGACCUUGAAUAAUUGUGCUUCGAUGAAACUGGAGGUUCACUUUCAAUGCAAGCAGAAUGAAGACUCCGAAGAGGAGGAGCAGUGUACCAUCAGCAACCACUGGGCCUUCCAGCGGGAGAGCAAGCGCUGGUCUCGCGUGGGCUCCUCGGACCUGCUGGCCCCACCCAGCCCUAGCCUGCCGGUGACCUCCAGCUGUGAGAGUGUCCUCACUGAGUGUAGUGCCACCUCCCUGCCGGUCAUCACCGUGAGCCUGCCGCCGGAGCCAACUGACCUGCCCUCGCUGGGCCGUACCCCUAGCCCCAGUGAGCAGCCUCUCCUGAGCCUCAGCUGCAGCCAGGAGGGUUCCCAGGAUAAAGUCAAGAAGCACCGUUCCCGGAGCUUCCUCAAGCACCUUGAGUCUCUGAGGCGGAAGGAAAAGGGCAGCAGCCGGCCAGCGGAGCCUGAGCACAGCCCAGCCGCCUCCGAGAAGGCCUCCAAAGCCUCCUCUUCCCGUAGCUGCCGUGGCUUUCUCUCAGCUGGAUUUUACAGGGCCAAGAACCGAGCCGCUGCCUCAGCUGGUGGCAGUGGUUCCGAGACGUGCAGGGCCUGGGAGGCCUGGCCCGUGGCCACGUUGCGGCAUCCUCAGCGGCGACACCAGGGGGACUGCCGGGUGCACGUACCUAGGGACCACAAACCAGGAACAUUCCCUCGUUCCCUGUCCAUUGAAAGCCUGUGUCCGGAGGAUGGGCACCCCCUGGCAGAUUGGCAGCCAGGCAGGUGCUGGGGUUAUGAAGGGCGCCGGGGCUCUUGCGGCUCGACGGGUAGCCAUGCCAGCAUCUAUGACAACUUGCCCGAGCUGUAUCCGGCCGAGCCUGUGCCAGCUGCGGCUGCGGCUGAGGAUGAAGAAGCUGAGGGCAGCUAUGCCCACCUAGACGACAUCCUUCAGCACGUGUGGGGACUGCAGCAACGGGUGGAGCUCUGGUCUCAGGCCAUGUACCCAGACCUGGGGCGUGCAGAUAAGGAAGAGGAAGACGAUGAGGACGGCGAGGAGGAGGAAGCCGCUUCAUCCGUGGAAAUGGCCACUGCUGAGAUGGAAGGCCAGGCCCAGGACGGGUCCUCAGCCUGGAUCCAGGCCCAAGUUCAGCCGGUAGUGCCAGUUCAGAGCCAGGCCCCAGCUGAGGCUGAGCCAUCGGCACAGGGAGAGGUCGAGGCGCCGGCCCCGGCCCCUGCCUCUGCCCUGGCCACAGCCCAGGACAAUGAGCAAGAAGCAAAUUCAGGUGGGGAAGCCAUCUCUGCCUCCAGCCUCUCUGUGGAAGAAGGACAUUCCACCUCUGACACUGUGGCCUCCUCCAGUGAACUGGACAGUAGCGGCAACUCCAUGAAUGAGGCUGAGGCUGCAGGGUCGCUGGCUGGGCUCCAGGCAUCUGUGCCUCGGGAACGGCGUGAUUCAGGCGUCGGGGCCUCGCUUACCAGACCCUGCAGGAAGCUCCGAUGGCACAGCUUCCAGAACUCCCACCGGCCCAGCCUCAACUCAGAGUCUCUGGAGAUCAACCGGCAAUUCGCAGGUCAGAUCAACCUCCUGCACAAGGGCUCGCUGCUGCGGCUCACUGCCUUCAUGGAGAAGUACACCGUGCCCCACAAACAGGGCUGGGUCUGGUCAGUCCCAAAGUUCAUGAAAAGGAACAAGACCCCGGACUACCGGGGACAGCAUGUAUUUGGGGUGCCACCCCUCAUCCAUGUGCAGCGCACAGGCCAGCCACUGCCACAGAGCAUUCAGCAAGCCAUGCGCUACCUGCGCAGCCAGUGCCUGGACCAGGUGGGCAUCUUCCGCAAGUCUGGGGUCAAGUCCAGGAUCCAGAACCUGCGCCAAAUGAACGAGACUUCCCCUGACAAUGUGUGUUAUGAGGGCCAGUCAGCCUAUGACGUGGCUGACCUGCUGAAGCAGUAUUUCCGAGACCUGCCCGAGCCCAUCUUCACCAGCAAGCUCACCACCACUUUCCUGCACAUCUACCAGCUCCUACCCAAGGAUCAGUGGCUGGCAGCAGCGCAAGCCGCCACCUUGCUGCUCCCCGAUGAGAACCGAGAGGUGUUGCAGACCCUGCUGUACUUCCUAAGUGACAUUGCCUCUGCCGAAGAAAACCAGAUGACGGCUGGCAACCUGGCAGUGUGCCUGGCACCCUCCAUCUUCCACCUCAAUGUCUCCAAGAAGGAUAGCCCCUCACCCAGGAUCAAGAGCAAACGCAGCCUGGUUGGCCGGCCAGGCCCUAGGGACCUCAGUGACAACAUGGCUGCCACCCAGGGCCUAUCGCACAUGAUCAGUGACUGCAAGAAACUUUUCCAGGUGCCCCAAGACAUGGUGCUACAACUGUGCAGCUCCUACAACGCAGCUGAGCUCAGCCCUCCCGGCCCAGCCCUGGCAGAGCUGCGGCGGGCCCGAGCUGCUGGAGUGAGCCUGAGCCUCUACAUGGAGGAGAGCGUUCAGGAGCUGCUACGUGAUGCUGCUGAGCGCUUCAAGGGCUGGAUGAGUGUGCCAGGGCCCCAGCACACAGAGCUGGCCUGCAGGAAGGCACCAGACGGGCACCCGCUGCGUAUGUGGAAGGCAUCCACGGAGGUGGCGGCUCCUCCAGCCGUGGUGCUACAUCGUAUUCUGCGGGAGCGAGCCCUUUGGGAUGAGGACCUGCUGCGGGCCCAGGUGCUGGAAGCCCUGAUGCCGGGGGUGGAGCUGUACCACUAUGUCACUGACAGCAUGGCACCGCAUCCCUGCCGCGACUUCCUGGUGCUCCGGAUGUGGCGCUCGGACCUGCCUCGUGGGGGUUGCCUGCUUGUCUCCCAGUCCCUGGAUCCUGAACAACCCGUGCCGGAGUCAGGGGUGCGGGCCCUGAUGCUCACUUCCCAGUAUCUCAUGGAGCCUUGCGGCCUGGGCCGCUCUCGCCUCACUCACAUUUGCCGCGCUGACCUAAGGGGCCGUUCUCCUGACUGGUACAACAAAGUCUUUGGGCACUUAUGUGCCAUGGAAGUGGCAAAGAUUCGGGACUCCUUCCCUGCCCUGCAGGCAGCUGGCCCUGAGACAAAGCUGUGAGCUUUGGGCUGGUACCGCCCAGGUGCCCUGGCUCCAAGAGAGUAAGAAGGAAUAAGAGCAGGUGGCUCCCUCCUGCUCUCUGUCUCCCUUCCUUCCAACAGCUCCUCUGCAUGCACUAGGAAGGAAAGGAAAAUAGAUAUCCAGGCCCCAGCUACCUUUGUCCCAACGCCAUACACUACUCUCCUGAGGGAGGAGAGUCAUGUCAGCAGCAAGAAGACCACUGCUGCCUGCCACCUGCCCUGAGGCCACCUCAGCCUGAAGCCUCAGCAACUGCCCUCGCCCACCACCUGCAGGAGGAAGGAGAGAGAGAGAGAGCAGUGUCUGGCCGCUGCUCUCCCCCAGACUGAUAGGCCAAGCCAUCCUGUUUGGUGCUAGGGUCCUCUCGAAGUUGGACGGGAGGUUCUGGUCCUUGCUUUUGGGGCCAACAUUGACGCCGAACUGCUUUUCCAAAGAAAAUAGACUGGGGUAGAUGGGCAUAAGGCAAAGCACAGGGCAGCCCCGACCACCACGAUCCGUUUUAUUUGCGUAAAUACGAUGCCGAUUUUUAUGAGGCUGAUGUAGAGAGGGCACUGACCAACCCCUUGAUAGAUCACAUGACGAUUUGGGACAGCUUGGGACAUGAAGAAUGGGAAUCAUCCUUUCUCAAGUCUCAAGAGACCAAUGAACCAGUCUCCCCUGGCUUGAGCUCCACAUUCUGUCUGCCACUCCCUAGAGUCCCGGGUAGCCUUUGGCCACGCACCGUCACGUCUGGAGAGCAAGCAGCCUCCUUCCCACCAUACAGGACAGACGAAAGCUGAUAGUGGCGAGGAGACGCGUGUUUGUGACCUCGUCCCUCUGGCCUCUGGUAGUAAGCUAACAUAGCAGCCCCCUCCUUGAUCCGAGACUCAGCUGUGGGCCAGCCAGCUGGGGCUUGAUCCAAACCUGCUAUGUCACACCCCCUGCCACCACCUUUGUUCCUGUCGAAAUCCAACUGCUCUCCAAAGGACAACGGAUGCUUUAUUUUUCUUUUCUGUCAGAUGAACUGCACUGGGAUGGGUCCUAGCCCCCACUGUAUUUUCAAGCCUAUUUUAUUUGUACCUAUAAAUAUUGUACAGUGAGAAUAUGUGUAUUUGCAUGUGUAUAUAUAGAGAUAUAUACAUAUAUACACACAUACAUACGGAGAUGCAGUCUCGUGUGAGUGUAUUACAAUCUGUGGGUGUGAGCAAUCUAUGGGUCUGGAAGGCCCCAGGGAGCAUUGCACCUGCAAUGAGAUGAGAGAUGGUAGAGAGCAGGUUAGAGCAGGCUCCCCCGCAGAACAAUAAAGCAUUACUAGAGAUGCACUA
Molecule: messenger RNA, 4718 nt
Organism: Lepus europaeus (European hare)
Lineage: Eukaryota; Metazoa; Chordata; Mammalia; Lagomorpha; Leporidae
Gene: STARD8
Product: StAR related lipid transfer domain containing 8
Exons: 15
Coding region: 97-3396 (1099 amino acids)
Biological process (GO): signal transduction; regulation of Rho protein signal transduction; actin cytoskeleton organization
Molecular function (GO): GTPase activator activity; lipid binding
Source: RefSeq, a predicted model, not a curated record